AUGGAUUUCGAAACAGUAACGCGCUAUGGAGGCGUCCAAAACGAGGAUGAUGGUGAAGCUCAGCGUAAAGCCGAAGAGCGCGAGGCAAAGAAAGCCGAAGUGCGCAAACGUCUCGAAGAAUCGGGAAAAGCUGGAAAGAAGAAGAAACAAGGUUUCCUCACCCCAGAAAGAAAGAAGAAAUUGAGAAAACUUCUUAUGAUGAAAGCCGCUGAAGAUCUCAAAAAUCAACAGCUCAAGAAAGAGCAAGAGAGGCAAAAGUUCCUUGCUGAGCGCACCAUUGCUCUUCCCAACCUCGACUCCACCGAUGAUCACGGCCAACUCGAGAAAAUCUACAACGAUUUGUUCUCCCGUGUCUGCAAGCUCGAAGAGGAGAAGUACGAUAUUCAACAGCAAGUGCAAACCUCUGAAGCUGAGAUCAACGAGUUGACCAUUCAAGUCAACGAUCUUCGAGGCAAAUUCGUGAAGCCGACCCUUAAGAAGGUUUCCAAGUAUGACAAUCGAUUCAAGAAAUUGGCUGAGGCCAAGAAGGGAGGAGAGAAGGCUGAUUUCCGCAAAGAUCUCAAGACGGUGAAGAGAGAGAAUGUAUUCACAGAGUUGGCCAACAAGAAGAAGGAAAACAAGCCCGACUGGAAAGCACAAAAAGCUGCCCCAAAGAAGGAGGAGAAAAAGGAAGAAGAGGCCAAAGCUGAAGCUGAAGAAGAGGCGCCAGCUGAUGAGCCGGUUGCUAAUGAACCAGAAGAAGAAGAGGAAGAGGAAUCUGAGGAGGAGGAAGAAGAG
Molecule: messenger RNA, 777 nt
Organism: Mesorhabditis belari
Lineage: Eukaryota; Metazoa; Nematoda; Chromadorea; Rhabditida; Rhabditidae
Source: the annotation of a GenBank genome assembly